Messenger RNA from Lonchura striata (white-rumped munia), 3797 nucleotides. It is a transcript of the gene PREP, whose product is annotated as prolyl endopeptidase. NCBI's taxonomy places the organism in Eukaryota, Metazoa, Chordata, Aves, Passeriformes, Estrildidae. Gene Ontology annotation, biological process: proteolysis. The record is from RefSeq and is a predicted model, not a curated record. Gene Ontology annotation, molecular function: oligopeptidase activity; serine-type endopeptidase activity. Gene Ontology annotation, cellular component: cytosol.
GCCGUAUGGCGGCGGCGGCGCUGCGCCUGUGCCGCGCUGCGCGCCUGCUGCCGGCGGCUGCCAGCGCUCGAAACACGGCCCCGGCCCCGCGGCCGCCUCCGCGCCUCGCUUCCUCCUCCUCCUCUUCCUCCUCCGCCUCCUCUGCUUCCUGGCCCUCUCCGCCGCAGCCCGCCAUGCCGGCCUUCCAGUACCCCGAGGUGUACCGCGACGAGACCGCCGUGUUGGAUUACCAUGGAUGUAAAAUCAGUGAUCCGUACUGCUGGCUUGAAGAUCCUGAUAGUGAAGAGACAAAGGCAUUUGUGGAAGCUCAGAACAAGCUCACAGUACCCUUUCUCGAGCAGUGUCCUGUUAGAGGACUGUUCAAGGAACGAAUGACUGAACUUUAUGAUUAUCCUAAGUACAGCUGCCACUUCAAGAAAGGAAAAAGGUAUUUUCACUUCUACAAUACUGGGCUCCAGAAUCAGCGUGUUUUAUAUGUACAAGAUUCCUUAGAUGCUGAUGCCAAAGUUUUUCUUGAUCCAAAUAAGCUUUCUGAUGAUGGCACUGUGGCCUUACGAGGUUAUGCAUUCAGUGAAGAUGGUGAAUACUUUGCAUAUGGCCUGAGUUCUAGUGGCUCUGAUUGGAUUACUAUUAAGUUUAUGAAAGUAGAAGGUCCUGAGGAUCUCCCAGAUACACUGGAGAGAGUUAAAUUCAGUUGCAUGGCAUGGACCCAUGAUGGAAAAGGCAUGUUCUAUAACUGCUACCCAAAACAAGAUGGGAAAAGUGAUGGCACUGAGACCUCCACUAAUCUGCAUCAAAAGCUGUAUUAUCACGUAUUAGGAACUAACCAGUCAGAAGAUAUCCUAUGUGCUGAAUUUCCUGAUGAACCAAAAUGGAUGGGGGGAGCUGAGGUGUCUGAUGAUGGUCGGUAUGUCUUGCUGUCUAUCAGAGAAGGCUGUGAUCCAGUGAACAGACUGUGGUACUGUGAUCUACAGAAGGAGUCUCAGGGUAUAUCAGGAAUUCUUCAAUGGGUGAAGCUGAUAGAUAACUUUGAGGCUGAGUACGAGUAUGUCACCAAUGAAGGAACAGUGUUCACUUUCAAGACAAACCGCCAUUCUCCAAAUUAUCGGUUAAUCAACAUUGACUUCAGUGAUCCAGAGGAAUCCAAAUGGAAAGUUCUCGUCCCUGAACAUGAGAAAGAUGUUCUAGAAUGGGUUGCUUGUGUUAGGUCCAAUUUCCUGGUUUUGUGCUACUUGCAUGAUGUGAAGAAUAUCCUGCAGCUUCAUGACCUAGCCACCGGUGCACAUCUCAAGACUUUUCCCCUAGAAGUUGGUAGUAUUGUGGGAUAUAGUGGCCAAAAGAAGGACACUGAAAUAUUCUACCAGUUUACUUCCUUUUUAUCUCCAGGUAUUAUAUAUCACUGUGAUCUGACCAAAGAGGAACUGGAGCCUACAGUUUUCCGAGAAGUGACUGUUAAAGGAUUUGAUCCUUCAGUUUACCAGACAAUUCAGGUUUUCUACCCUAGCAAAGAUGGCACUAAAAUCCCAAUGUUUAUUAUUCACAAGAAAGGAAUUAAAUUAGAUGGUUCUCAUCCUGCCUUCUUGUAUGGAUAUGGAGGCUUCAACAUAUCAAUUACACCAAGCUACAGUGUAUCAAGGCUUAUUUUUGUGCAAAACCUGGGAGGUGUUCUAGCAGUGGCGAACAUCCGGGGUGGGGGCGAGUAUGGAGAGACCUGGCACAAAGGUGGUAUCUUGGCCAACAAACAAAAUUGCUUUGAUGAUUUUCAGUGUGCUGCCAAAUACCUCAUCAAGGAAGGCUACACAUCCCCAAAGAAGCUGACUAUUAAUGGAGGCUCAAAUGGGGGCCUCUUAGUUGCUGCCUGUGCUAAUCAGCGCCCUGACCUGUUUGGUUGUGCCAUUGCCCAAGUGGGAGUGAUGGACAUGCUCAAAUUCCACAAGUACACCAUCGGCCAUGCUUGGACCACGGACUAUGGUUGCUCCGACUGUAAGGAGCAGUUUGAAUGGCUGCGCAAGUACUCUCCACUUCACAAUGUCAAACUACCAGAAGAAGAUGGCAUCCAGUAUCCCUCCACACUGCUUCUCACAGCAGACCAUGAUGACCGUGUGGUCCCUCUGCAUUCUCUGAAGUUCAUCGCUACCCUGCAGUACAUUGUGGGCCGAAGCAGUAAACAAACCAAUCCACUUCUCAUCCAUGUUGACACCAAGGCUGGGCAUGGAGCAGGAAAGCCAACUGCUAAAGUUAUAGAAGAAGUGUCAGAUAUGUUCGCUUUUGUAGCACGAUGUCUAAAUCUUGAGUGGAUUGAAUAGGAAAAAUGCUUAUUACUGUCUCCUUUAGAAAACAAGGGCUUUAACAUUUAAGAACAGCCACACUACUACUUGGUGUAGUACUUACAUUUAAGAACUGCAGUUUAAUAUUUUAUUGAUCCAAUCUGCUAUGAAGUUUUGAUCUGUGCUUCCCUCUUUUUGGUAUUUCUUUGAUUUUUUUUUUCUACUGCAUUCCAAACUCCAUUUUGAAAAGCAUGUUCAAAAAAAUAGCUGAGCUAUUCUCAGUACUGGUGUGAAAAUGUAGAUUUCAAAAUUAGUGCUAUUUGAGCUUAUUUCCUGUAAGCAAUUUUAAUGUAUUUCACCUCUAAACAUAUCCAGAUCAUUUGUAAUUAAAUGUAAGUACUGUUCACAUACAAGAUCUCUGAGCAUAUUUUAUUUACACAAUAAUUUAUUUAAGAAUGUAAACGGAAGGUGUUCAGUGAUAACCAGGAAAAACUGAAGAGACAGUAAUCUAGUUACAUCAAAUAUUAUUAAAAAGCUUGUAUUGCAUUCUGUUCAUAAACGUGUUACAGUCUAUAAUAAUGAUUUUGCUAAAUUGUUCUUUCUUUCCAAAGAGACUUCAAAAUGUCACCAGUGUUCUCUUCUGCCAUUUUAUUUCUACACAGAAGAGAAGACUGGAGGCUGAAAAACUUGAUGAAAUCUUAGGUUCUCAUUGUAAUCUCAGUCAAGCUAUACAGAUACUCUCCAACAACCCAUGUGAAAUUAUUUCUUCAACUGUUUCUGAAGAGUAGACCAGGCACUGAUUUAAAUAAAUGAACAAAACAUAACACAAAACAAAAUAGAAAACCCACCCCAACCCAAAGGCACAGCUUUGUCCAGAUUACUCAGGUUCAGUUUUUUUCUGAUGCUCCUCACAGGACAUUCUCUAACAAAGCAAAAUCUGAACAUGCAUAUAUAACUUAGUUUUGGCUACAAAACAGCAAGAGCUUGUAGUCAGACUCCCCUGUUGAUUUGACAUAGGCAUAUUAUUUGAACUGCCAUUUUUCCCAUCUAGGCUGUAGAGCUGUAAAGUAGAUGUGAGUAUUUGCCUACUAUUUAAUCUCUGAUGCACUGCAGGAAUUACAGUUUGAUUUGCAGUGGAAAAAAGUAUUCUAUCAACUAUUAUUAGUCUUGUUGCCCCUCCAGAAGACAUCACUGUUUCUCAUUUUUGGAUGAACUGAUCUAGUAUUACAGAAUCAUGCUUGUCAUCACAUUCAUACUUAGACCCUAAGGACUGUAUUUUAACUCUGGGCUCAGGAGUUUCAUCUCUAAACAAACAAUGUCUUGGUGCAGGAAGAGCAAGGAGUGGUAUUCAAAAGUGAAGGAGAUGCUCUAAAGAGCAGCAAAAAUAAAAAUAAAUUUGUACUAGAGUCACUCUGUGUUUCCCUCAUGAUCUGGACUUCUUUUAUUCUCUUUGGAGUCCAGGAACAAUCAUGCUUAUUAUGUAUGGCUAAUUUGACUUUAGGAGAAAAUAAAAAACUAUUUCUGCUUUCA